Talpa occidentalis (Iberian mole) is the source of this 3019-nucleotide messenger RNA. RefSeq names its product RIO kinase 1 (gene RIOK1). The record is from RefSeq and is a predicted model, not a curated record. NCBI's taxonomy places the organism in Eukaryota, Metazoa, Chordata, Mammalia, Eulipotyphla, Talpidae. Gene Ontology annotation, biological process: maturation of SSU-rRNA. Bases 63 to 1691 code for a protein of 542 amino acids. The transcript has 17 exons. Gene Ontology annotation, molecular function: protein serine/threonine kinase activity; ATP binding. Gene Ontology annotation, cellular component: cytosol; preribosome, small subunit precursor.
CCCGCGCGCCGUCGGCGUCCGCGUUCGGCCGUUUGCGGCCGGGCGUCCGCGGCUAGGGCGCCAUGGACUACCGGCGCGUGCUGAUGAGCCGCGUGGUGCCCGGGCAGUUCGACGACGCGGACUCGUCCGAAGGGGAAAGCUUCGGCUUGAAGACAGUCACAGAGGAAGCCUGCGUUCUCUUUGAGGCCCUGCAGAAGAACCUGCCUGAGAAGACCGGGGAAGUUGAGGGGGAAGACGAGGAAGAUGAGGAGGAGUAUGAGGAGGAGGAAGAGGACUGGGACUGGGAUGAUGGAGCAGGAAAGUUCACCAGAGUUUACACCUCGGGUGGAGGGAGUAACCCACAGCCAAAUCGACAGACUUCCAACUGCAAUUUGUCCAAAAUGUCCACUCCAGCAGACAAGGUCUUACGGAAAUUUGAGAAUAAGAUUAAUCUAGAUAAGCUAAAUGUCACUGAUUCUGUCAUAAAUAAAGUCACCGAAAAGUCCAGACAAAAGGAAGCAGAUAUGUAUCGCAUCAAAGACAAGGCGGACAGGGCAACCGUGGAGCAGGUGUUGGAUCCCAGAACACGAAUGAUUUUAUUCAAGAUGUUGGUCAGAGGCGUCAUAACAGAGAUCAACGGCUGCAUCAGCACAGGGAAAGAGGCCAAUGUCUACCAUGCUAGCACAGCAAACGGCGAAAGCAGAGCCAUCAAAAUUUAUAAAACGUCCAUUUUGGUGUUCAAAGAUCGGGACAAAUAUGUAAGCGGUGAGUUCAGAUUUCGUCAUGGCUACUGUAAAGGCAACCCCAGGAAAAUGGUGAAAACUUGGGCAGAAAAAGAAAUGAGGAACUUGAUCAGGUUAAACACGGCUGGGAUCCCAUGCCCAGAGCCCAUCCUGCUGAGGAGCCAUGUGCUCGUCAUGGGCUUCAUUGGGAAGGAUGACAUGCCAGCGCCACUGUUGAAAAAUGUCCACUUGUCAGAAUCCAAGGCCCGGGAGCUGUACCUGCAGGUCAUAGAGUACAUGAGGAGGAUCUACCAGGACGCCCGGCUCGUCCACGCUGACCUCAGCGAGUUCAACAUGCUGUACCAUGGCGGAGGAGUGUACGUCAUCGACGUGUCCCAGUCUGUGGAGCACGACCACCCCCAUGCCCUGGAGUUCCUGAGGAAGGACUGUGCCAACGUCAAUGAUUUCUUCCUGAAGCACGGCGUUGCUGUGAUGACCGUGCGGGAGCUCUUUGAAUUUGUCACCGAUCCUUCCAUCACCCCGGAGAACGUGGAUGCUUAUCUGGCAAAGGCCAUGGAACUAGCAUCUCAGAGGACCAAGGAAGAUAGGUCCAGCCAGGACCACGUGGACGAAGAGGUGUUCAAGCGAGCAUAUAUCCCUAGGACCUUGACUGAAGUCACGAGUUACGAGCGGGACUUGGAUGUAAUGAUGAGGCUGAAGGAGGAAGACAUGGCCAUGAGUGCCCAGCAGGACAGUAUUCUCUACCAGACGGUCACUGGGCUGAAGAAGGACCUGUCAGGCGUUCAGGAGGUCCCUGCGCUCCUGGAAGAUCAAGUUAAGGAGAAGCCUUGUUCUGAGUCAGAAGAUACCGGAAGCUCCGAGUGCUCUGACACUGACUGCGAGGAGCAGGGGGACCACGCCUGCUCCAGGAAGCCCACACCCGACCUCGCGGUGGGCAGGAAGGUGACGCGCACUUGGAGGAAAGAGUGACGCCAGCACAGACAGACCUGGGGGCUUUGCCCUGGAGCCUGCCGCGUUGGCCUGCCAAGAUCCCCCCUCCCUGCCCUUGUUUCCCCACCUGUGAGCUGAAGAGUCAGUGAGGAAGUCCAGAAGGUUCCAGAGCCUCCGGGUCAGUGUGCUGGCCCUGAAGCAGCUGUGCCCUCCGAGCCCUCGAAACCUGGCCCGUCCGGACUGUGCGUGUGACUCUGUUACGGAUUCAGAAGCCUUAGCGUGUGAAACAGGACUAACGCCACUUAGUAAUUAAAAAAGGCUUUUGUGGGUUUUUUUUUAAAGAUUUAUUUAUUCAUUUAUACAAGCACUGGGUACAGUCAGAAGCGCGGGAGGGUGAGAGGAUUCACCAGAGCCAGAGCGGGGAGCAGAGCAGGCAGAAGGACCGAAGGACACUGCUGAGGGGAGCAGCGGGCGGCAGGAGAGGUCUGCGCGCCAUGUGGGACCCUCACUGCUGACCGGGGAGCAGCCGGGGAUUGAACUGGCGCUGCAGAGGCUGCGGGCAGCUUCACAGCCCAGCGCUCAACCGCUGCGCCACCGGGAAGGCCCUGAAAAAGGCUUUUUCAAGUGUCCAGAGAUUCAUUAAUCCACGUGACCAGCCUCACGAUUGGUGCAUGAUGGGGAGUGUUUCCCGGCUGAGGGGGCAGCUGUGGGGAAGCUGGGGGUCCCUCGGCUGGAACAGCUCGCGGGGAGACCCUUCCCCUGGAGUCGGAGCCUCUGCCUUAGGUUUGCUGUCUCCUGUGCUCACCGAGCAGGACUUGUGCGGUCACCAGUCCCUGGUCUGCUCUGGGGUCCGGGAUAUUCUUUCUGGCCCUGCGCGCGUGACCUUGGCGCCGCCCUGACCCCCAGACCAGGAAAUACAAGCGGGUCAGGCGCCGAUGCUUGCCCGAUGGGAGUGGGUCAAGGGGAGUGGGUGGAGCAACGUGGGAGAGGCCUGGGCCCAGGAGGAGAGGGCAACGACCAGCAAGGCCCGGACUGACCCCCUCUGGGUCAUUUGAAGUCCUGGCCACACGUUGGAAUGUGCGGUGUCAAAUAAAACAUGUUAAAAUGUUGCAUAAAGAUUCUACCUGUUUUUACCUCUCUGCGCGCCUGCCGGGGUGUGGACAGAGCAGUACGUGGAGGGGAAGGGUGAAGCUCCCCCGGGCCUGUCUGAGCCAGUCUUCUGUGUUUCAGGGUGUCUCUACGGCUUCGUGGUCAGAAAUACUCACUAGUCCUGAGAAACACAACGGUAAGACGGCCAUUCCGUCUGCUCUUGACGGAGCAGCAGGUGUAGUGCACGGCACGAAGGGCAGCGCGCCCUGCCGGCUCCC